GAAUGGCAGCAUCACUACCGCCUCUGCCGGAGAUUGAGAGAUUGAGUAGUAGAGUGAUACGAAUCCUCGGCGGGAAUCCCGGGAAGUUCACUCUCCAAGGCACAAACACCUACCUCAUCGGCCAAGGCCCGAAGCGCAUCCUGCUCGACACAGGCGAGGGCAAGCCCGCAUGGAUCCAAUCCAUCAAAUCCCUCCUCGCCUCCGAAAACAUCCAAAUCGACCGCGCAAUCCUCACCCACUGGCACGCCGACCACGUCGGCGGCAUCACCGACCUCCGCGCCCUCUCCCCGCACACCCUCUUCUACAAGAACCAGCCAGACCCAGGCCAAACAAACUACACCGACGGCCAAACAUUCAAGACCGACGGCGCCACCCUGCGCGCCUUCCACUGCCCCGGCCACACAGCAGACCACAUGGCCUUCAUCCUCGAGGAGGAGGACGCCAUGUUCACGGGCGACAACGUCCUCGGCCACGGCACCGCCGUCUUCGAGGACCUCGCCGCCUACAUGGACAGUCUGGAGCGCAUGGCCGGCCAAUUCCACGGCCGCGCCUAUCCUGGCCACGGCCCGGUCAUUGACGACGGCAGGGCAAAGGUGCUGGAGUAUAUCGCGCACCGCAAGCAGCGCGAGAAUCAGAUUGUCGAGGUGCUGGGAAGGGAGAAGGAAGGGGCAGUGGUGCCGUCGCGGUGGGGGUCGAUGGAGAUGGUCAAGGUUAUCUACAGGGACUAUCCGGAGAAUCUGCAUGAGCCGGCGGAGAAGGGCGUGGUGCAGGUGCUGGAGAAGUUGGCGCGGGAUGGCCGGGUGGCUCGUGAUGAGGCGUCCGGUGCGUGGAGUUUGCUGCCGAAGUCGACGUUGUAGUGCUGUUAGUUGUCAAUUUAUUCAUAUCACUGUGAG
Messenger RNA from Pseudovirgaria hyperparasitica, 893 nucleotides. RefSeq names its product Metallo-hydrolase/oxidoreductase. Gene Ontology annotation, biological process: antibiotic catabolic process; secondary metabolite biosynthetic process. NCBI's taxonomy places the organism in Eukaryota, Fungi, Ascomycota, Dothideomycetes, Acrospermales, Acrospermaceae. The transcript is spliced from 3 exons. The annotation marks the transcript as partial. Gene Ontology annotation, molecular function: beta-lactamase activity; zinc ion binding. The record is from RefSeq and is a predicted model, not a curated record.